Cladophialophora immunda is the source of this 4021-nucleotide messenger RNA. RefSeq lists its product as uncharacterized. NCBI's taxonomy places the organism in Eukaryota, Fungi, Ascomycota, Eurotiomycetes, Chaetothyriales, Herpotrichiellaceae. The record is from RefSeq and is a predicted model, not a curated record. Bases 2435 to 3343 code for a protein of 302 amino acids. The transcript has a single exon.
UCGAGACUGGUGAGGCUGAAGGGUUUCAAAAGCGAAGGCCAGGGGCCAAGGACGGUGUCGGAUCUCGCUACACAAAUCGAACAACACCAGAAGAAUCAGGGACAUGGGAUGAUUGGAUAGCGAUUUACUCACCGAAUCAACGUACUGCCUGCAUCUUGAUUUGGCACACAGCUUCGAUUGGUUGCUGCAGAUCAGUUGCUCUGGGCUCACCAACAACUGACAAAAUGCCCGUUGAGGUUGGGUGGCGAAUGUAGGCAGACAACAAGGAGGCGGGCUUCAGAGCACGGAUAACGAUCUACAUCCACAGAGAGCCGAGAGUCCCAUCGGACGGAGACACAGCAUUGCCAGGCUUGUGGGUGACAUGAAUCACCUUAUUCACGAUUCGAGAUCUAGCAGCUUCGGCCUGUCACUCCCGUCGUUUUUGCCCAACUCGGUCAACUCGCGCCCGUCUGAGAGCACACGACACCGCAGUCCCAUGCACGGUUGACACAUCCUCACCGAAAGGCUUCUCGAUGAACCCGAGGGGCUUCGUCUUCCUCUUUCCCACGAACACGAGUUCGAUGGAAAUGCACCGCAUGGCACUCAUCUGACCUGACGUUCCCUCUGAUUCUGCAGCUAGGCUGAUAUUUCCUCACACCCACCCAACCAGCAAUUUUCUCGAGCAAAACCGACUGCUAGAUGGUCAGAAGAGUGUCGGGUUACUAACGAACCUUGCCGUUGCAUCCGCGGGCUCUUCCUCCUCGUCGAGCAAUGAGUGCCCAGCUGAAGUCUACAGCCAUGCCUAGUCGUCCCGGCGCAGGGCCCAAAGCUCAAGAGGAGGCUUCUAAGUGACUGGUUGAAGGCAUUCUUCGGACCACGCGCGAGGGAGAAAAGAUCAGGAAAGAGGAGGUGCUGGGCAGCGGAUGAGGCGUUCGAAACCAAUGGUCGUGCCGCUUCACCUCCACCUACGAGUACGUCCUUCCAUCAGUCCAUCGGAAUCUGCGGUCAUGAGUCGAUGCCGAUGAGCACCCCACGCCUAGAUCCUCUCCCGCCAACGAUCUUCUCCUGACGAGCGGCAGAAAUAUCACAAAUCCAGACUGCCCGAGGAAAUUCUCGAAGCAUCAGUGGCUAGAAUUAAAGGCACGGUCAGCUUUUUUUGCUCAAUUUUUCCCACUCCAAUGGCUCGGUGCAACGUGGAAGGACAGACUGCGAAUGAUGACUGCGACGGCGCAGCUCAUGGUGCCAGAUUAUUGUGAAAGGACUCUCGCAACUGGGCUUCCCGGUCUGCAGUCUCUCCCAAUUCGCAGCCCCAAGAUCAGCAUCACCGCCCAAUGUCAGCUACAGUUGCCAGUGGGGCGCAGGCCAGAAAGCAAUGAGACCUGCAGUCUGGCAAAAUGGAUCAACGAGGCAAAAAGAUGGUUUGACCUACUUGCUAGAACGGGCACCGCAAGGACAGCCGACUGAGGCAAUUGGGGCGGGCGCCACCGACAUGAAACCACCUGUGACAGGGCGAGGAACCGUCGCAUCGGCCAGUCAGCGGCGGCCUGUAGCCGACCAUCUCUCACACUGGCCCGUUUCCCCUGCCUCCUCGGGCGUUGAGGGCCGCAGUCCCGUUCCACAAGGUGCCUGCAUUGGCCCAAGCACCAAUCCAAAAAUGCCGAAGAUGGGCUCCUACUCAGCACCGUCGCAUGCACCUCGACCGCCCGCUCGAGCCCGGCUUCCUAGCUACAACAUUGUUCGAGCCAUGCGUUUUCUUCGCAUACGUCGUCCUUCGCACGCCGAAUCUGAGGCGAGAUGGAGAGGGAUUCUGCAUCAUGCAGCUGGACCGAAGUCCUCCCUGAGAAAGUCAAGCUAGUCCGCCUCUUCAAGCCCUGACCUCCUCGUUUUUCGCGCAAUUCUGGCAUGAGGAUAUCACCACCUUGCCGUCACAAGCCCUUUCCUUUGCCCAUCACACUCCCAUCACUUCAAACCGCGGUUACCAACAAAUUUGCAAAGCUCACAAAUUCAUUUCUGGUCUCUUGUCAAGACUAUUUCUUCUUCUUAUGCACGUUUCCUUUCUCCGACGUGAGACAGAAUCUGUCAUCCAUGAAGUGCAACAGCGAGAAUAACAAAACCGACGGGGUCUCGAAAGUAUCUCGACGUCACGCCUAGCAUCUAUUAAGACCUGCCUGUGUGACCUCUUGUGCUUCUCUUGAGUCCCGCCAUUGCAGUGUACAUUGAGCGUGCACUUGUUCUGAACGUUCACACAGACGCCUCACCGCUUCUCUCGUACCUGAGCCCUUCUUCUGUGCCUGAUUUUGUGAAGCAAUACUCUUGCACCACCCUCUGUGAACUGGGCAAUCGGUGCAUAAAGAUUUGACCUGCUCCACGCUACGCAGCACAGAGGCGAAGAUCACUCGGUCAUCCAAGAGCACAUUUCCAGCCUCCAAAUACACCUUUCAGUCAACUCAAAGCCAUGUGUGUGCGUACGAAGACCUCGUACGGAUGCGGAUGCGAAUACAAGACUACCGCCGAGUGCCACUCUUCCCGUUGUCCAGGUCUCGAAAGAUAUCAUUACCCUAGGAGUGGUGACUGCCGCACCUGCAAAGAAGCGGGCACUGCAGUAACACGAGGGCGAGAUGGCAAAGGCAGAUAUGGGCAAGAAAUCAACAGGCGAAGACACUCGAGGGAAGAUGAGGAAGCCUCCAUUGACGACCUAGGCACCGCUGAUGUUGGUGAUGGGAUCAGUCCGUGGGCGCCUCCAUCAUCGCGAGAAAAGGAAUGGUGCAGCCAUUCCAGGAAAAAGGCAGAUGAUGCUUGGUUGCAGGAGCAUGCAGAGCGAAACCAUGACCUGCAAAGUAUCCGCGACUCUCUACCGGAAUAUCCGCCUUCUGGCUGUGGAUCUCCCGUCGCCGACUCUUGUCCUCGACGACAUGCACGCGUCUACUUGGUCGAUGACGAUGUUCACUACGAUCGUGGGGACAGCUACGAGAGACGUCAUCGGCGCGAGGAAUCGGGCAAGAGUCUUCCUGUCGAAAUACGCAGCAGAAACGUCUACCGCCGGCGAAGACAAGACAGCCAAGACAGUUUUGACAGCAUGCGCAGCUCACGCUCGUCGGCCCGAAAGCAUACUCCUGCUCUCACAACCUACACGUCGUACGAGUACAAUGAUGUCCACGAUUCCGGAUAUGGCUCAUAUGGCUCUCGAGCAUCCAAUGGAUAUCGAGGAGCAAAGACGGAGCCCUACGCCUAUCCACCAUCACCACCCCCUCGAGUCGUGAGCAUCAAAUCACCCUCACCUCAUUCUUAUCCCGCCUACGGAACCGGCCCGGUCAAUAUUGUAACACGGGCUCCGACAUAUGGGUACAGCGCUCCCAGAUACUGAUUCGGCAGGAACGAAGAUUCUAUGUUGUUUGCAGCAAGGCAUUUUCCCAGGCGUUUUGAGCCCAAGGCAAGGCUGCACAAGGCAUUACAUGGUCUCUGCAUUGAUGCAGGCAACGGAGCAUCAAGCACUUUCCUUCUGUCAACUGCAUGACGACACCUACCGUGUCUACAAGCUUGUUCCAGUCAAGAGAUAUACAAAUUUCAGCAAUGCAAUGCCAAGAUGCUAAUCAGCGGGCAUCUGCUGUGUGGCUCCAGGAGAGUUGUUUAUCCAUCUAACGUUUACGGGGCGAAGGCCUCCAGGUUGUUAUUGGUCCAGGGUGAGACACGGGUGUCUCAGAUGUAUGAUUGUUACAGUGUGGUUCAAGGAUAUCAAUGAAGCGAAUGAGUGAACGACGGCGGACGACUCGGACUCUAUCAGGAUGUUUGAGCUAACGAUAAAGGAGACGGCGUCUGAGAAGAUCCCAAGGGGGAGGCACGGCUACCGCAAGAGGAGGAACUUGGGCGGCCAUAGUCAGUACUUCUAUCUAGUUUGGGAGAGGUACUUUGUGACUUGUAUCUAUUAUAUUUCCUCAACUACGUUGUCACGGUCUUUGGGAAUCGGGCCCGUUGUUCGCUCUGAAUUCCAUGCUUUUUCCCAUGGUCGCCGUGAUGCUGUGUUUUGUAUGCUGGAGGUGAUGCU